Molecule: messenger RNA, 881 nt
Organism: Megachile rotundata (alfalfa leafcutting bee)
Lineage: Eukaryota; Metazoa; Arthropoda; Insecta; Hymenoptera; Megachilidae
Source: RefSeq, a predicted model, not a curated record
GAAAGUUGGUCGCAUGAUACAAUGAAAUUUGUCAAUCUAUUUUCUUAUUCAAUUUGUUUCGAACGCCAAUAAUGCAUAUCAAAUUUCUCUUUUUUACUAAUGUAAUCAUCGUAUUCGCGAACAAUGUCUCGUGGGCAAAUCAACAACGCCAUAGAUUUUACGAUCAACAGUUAUCAUCACGUGGUAAAAAUGAUUCGAAGCUUAUAACGAGAGAAAGCAAUAAAGAAUUACAACUACAGGAGUUGAAAAAGGAUAAACCAAUAAUUAAACAACGUGUGGACGAGAAAGAAGAAACCGAAACUCCUUGGAGCUUAUCGAAAGAAAACGAUAGAUUGCAAUUUCACAUACAGGGUCACGAAGGACCACAAACUUACAUUUUUGGAUUCGAUACUGGUUACGGAAAGAAUAGACAGUAUAGACUGGAAGAAAGACAUCGGGAUGGCACGAUAAAAGGACAAUACGGUUAUUACGAUGCGAAGGGAAAAUUAAGAACAGUUCGAUAUAUUGCAAAACCGUUUGAAGGUUAUACAGAAAUACACCAUGAAAGUAACAUGGACAAGUUAAUAAGUUAAAUGGAAAAUUGAACUUAUAAAUUAAAUUAACCUUUAGCGUACGAGUAGAGAAAUCUCAAUCUCCGAAAAUUUGUUCUGAACGUUAAUACAAAAUCAUAGCUGUCUAUAAUAUUAAAAUACCAGAAGAUACAUCUUAAAAACUAUUUGAAUAAAUUUAUAAUGGGUAACUUUAAUGACCCCACUCCGUUAGUUACGUUUCAAAACAUAUUUUGUACUGCAAAGGUUAAACAUAGGUAUAAUACUCUUGACAUAAUUUUUAAAAUUUUCUAAUCACAGGCUCUAGAAAUUAUAACAUUUAACGAAAAAAAA